ACGAGAGCCAUAAGGGAGUUUAAGCAAAUCACUAAUUUCUGCUAUUCUACUACUCACCGUUCAGGGCAAAUUUCAGAUCUUUUGAACGCGAUGUCGUACGGGACAGGUAUAGUGGAUAACGUUGUUGAGGCUUCCCUGAUGGAGAUCAACGUUCAGCUGGCUUUGGACCGGUGUCCAGACAUCGUCAGACCGGUUAUUGGUUUCGUGGAGAGUAUGUGGUUUCAGAAAUUCAAUAUCAUCCCGAGCGGAAGUUCUUUCGAAGGUACUGCAAUAAAUACGUCAGCAGACAUCGAUCUGAUGCUGGAAUUACCAAUUGGUUCCGUGAAACUGCAUACUAUUGGACUACCAGGAUUCACCUUGAUUAAGCUAACAGGGCCCAAAAGGAAGCUGUGGCAGAAGUUAGGCUGUGCCAAUAGACAGGGGUUCUUGAAUGCCACAGAAAUGAGAGAGCUAUUUGCUAAUUGUGUCAAAGUGGCUGUCUCAUUACUUCAAAGCAAUGUUGUUGCUGAGGAAAACGGUCCAGCAGUAACCCUGAAAAUAACAACUCCAGAAGGAAGAAAUGUUUCUGUGGACUUGACUUUGGCUAUCAAAGUUGACUGGCCAGAUGAUGCAAGGGAAUGGAUCACAAGGACUCGAGUUUGGCCUGAUGAUGACCUUCUCAAAGAAAUAGUUUUACAAGAUGGUUGUCAUGUGGUUGCAAAGAAACCUUCAAGUACAUGCUCUUUUCCUAAAGACGGAAAAGCAUUCUGUUGGAGGUUCAGCUUUUCAGCUGCUGAGAGGAGACUGUUCAUUUGGGGAAGUCUUGAGGAGGGAAGUCAGUCUUGUGCAAGACAGGUGUUAUGCAAGCUGAAGAAAUUGAAGCAUUGGCUGAAGCCCUUGAAAUCGUACCACUUUAAAACCCUCUGGUUUUACCUGCGUGAGUUAAAACCUCAGUCUUUGUGGAACCAUGAUCAGUGCUGGGAAAGACGUAAGGACUUACUUUCCUUGCUUGAGGGUUGUUUGACACGUCAGUUGUGUCCUCACUUUUUCAUCAAAACUGUGAACUUGUUUGAGGAAUUUGACCCCGUUCAAUGUUCUGACUUAAUCAACCAAGUAAGAUGGAUAAGAAAGUUGGGUGAGAUGAAGCAAAUCCUGUGCAAGAAGAAAAAAUUCAAAGGUGCUAAUGUGGAUGAAUUGUUGCUGCAAUGGAUUCACAAAAGGGUGCAGAAGAAAUCCAAAGCAAAAAAAACGUUGUGGAACAAGAACCGGAAAGUGAUAUCAAGGCAUGGAAGCAGUUUCGUCUCACAGAAAACAAGACCAGAGAAGUUUGAAUUGACAACAAGUUAACAUUUGCUGAUCACAUUCAGAGUGUCAUAAAAAAGGUCUAUGCCAAGAUUGGUGCCCUUAGGAGACUCAAAAAACUUAUACCUGUAGAUGUCUCCCUAUCACUCUAUAAGGCGUACAUACUUCGUCACCUGGAGUACUGUAGUCCGCUAUUGCUUGGAAUAAAUAAAACACUGAGCUCUAAACUUGAGUCAGUCAAUAAGUAUGCACUCAAAACUUUGCUUAAUCUCGGCAAUAAUGUUGAUUACAAUACAAUCUCAGCUAAAAGCAACAUGAAAACUCUAGAACAUAGGCGAUU
Messenger RNA from Stylophora pistillata, 1621 nucleotides. Its product is annotated as cyclic GMP-AMP synthase-like receptor 1. Lineage: Eukaryota; Metazoa; Cnidaria; Anthozoa; Scleractinia; Pocilloporidae. The record is from RefSeq and is a predicted model, not a curated record.